UGGCCGCAGCACACGAGUAUUCCACAGAAGAACUUAACUAUUUCAGGAUUUGCAACGUCACCACUCGAAUCAUUGCUGAAGGACUACGAGUAGUCUUCAAGCUAUUAUGGGACACUCAUUACCAGGCGACACACGGCCCGUGGCAAGAUACGGCUAAGAAUGGCAUUGAUUUGUACAGCAUGGAAUCUUCGAAAAGUUGUAAGAGAAAUUCACGAGAACUUUUAAUUUUGAGAAAUGGCAAUAGACUUGAAUGGGACUGUACCWGUCUUUUUGUUGCCAUUCUCUAUUCAGAUAGUGAGGAACCACGAUCGUUUUGUGUUUUGCCACCCAAACCAUCCCACGAAGUUAUCGACCGUUCAAGCGAAGUGGAUGUGAUACUACAAAAGAUGAAAGAGUUGAGAAGCACAAAAAUAAAUGAAAUAACUGUUGUUUAUCUGUCUGGGAAUCCUGGCUGUGGCAAAAGUGAAAUAGCAAGACAGAUAGGUGAGAAGGUUUUCGAUGAUGUUCCCGAUGACGCCACAGAUCAAGUAAAGUUUGUGUUCGCCCUAAACGCAUCCAGUACAGAUACAUUAAUACAAUCAUAUAUUGAAUUUGCAAUUACUUUAAACUGCGAUGAAAAAUCUACUACGAGUAUUGGAACAUCAAAUGAUCUUUCUCCGGAAGACAAACUUAUUCAUCUUAAAAGUCUUGUAGCUCCCAAACUGCGAAAGUAUUCUUCAUGGCUCUUGAUYGUGGAUAACGUCACAGACGUUAAAUCAGUCUUCAGAUUCUUACCAAAAGCGGGAGAGAAGACGGAGGGCACUGGUCAAAUACUUUUUACCACACAAGACAGUCGAUCCAUUGGUGUCAAUGAUUCGUACACUUACCAUUUAUCCCUUAGUCGCGGUAUGAAACCUGAUGAAGCGGUAAAAACACUUUCUGAAAUAUCGGACGCUGCUUCAAAUAUAGAAUGCAUUUUACCAGUCGCGAAGGCUCUAGAUUUCCAGCCACUAGCACUAGCGUGUGCAGCAACUUACAUGAAGCGUGUAAGUGAUGUAACGUCAAUGUCAUGGGAAGAAUAUUUACAGAAGAUUCAACAAGGCAAGMGAGAAGCGACUGAAGGGGAAUAUGAAAGAAUUAGUGUAACUUACGCUCAACCGAUGACUGCAGCAGUCAAGUUGGCCUUAGAAAAAGAAAUGGCUGCAGACAUGGUUAUGAUGCAUGCUUUUCAGUUCUUGUCUGCGUUAGGCCCUGAGCGGAUACCCUUGGAAUAUGUCGUACAAUAUGUAACACGGUGCAUGGCAGAUCAAGACGAAGAUCAUGUAGCCGCUACUGUCUUUUCAUCUUCACUUAUUCUUAAUUAUUCCGAAGACCAGUCAAACGACAUUGUCAUACAUCAAGUUGUACAUAGCUGUCUACAAGAUAUUGUUCUACACAAGAACAAAAAAGAGGAAUUUCAUUUCUUGGUAAACGUUAUUAAUGCUUUUUCAGCACUUUUAAGCGCCUUUGAUGAGGAAAACGUCAAUCACAUUAAAACAACAAAAUUUGUAGUAGUGCAUUUUAUGCACUUCUCAAAACACUUAACCAAUUUUACAACGGAAUCUUUAUMUCCGAUAAAACAGGAAACGAAUUUUGAACAAAAACACAAUGAGUUACGCUACUUCUCAGCCGCGGGAGACGUCUGCCGAACCCACGCUAAGUAUGAAGCUGCGAAAACAUUGUUUAAAACAGUACUAAUGAUCAAAGAAUUUUAUCAUCAUUGUAAUCAUCCAACACUUGCUCCUACAUUGACUAGUCUUGGAUCGAACCUCUUUAGUCUGGGCAAGCAUGAAGAAGCGCAGAAAUAUCUCGAGAGAGCGUUCAUCUUGACUAGUCAAGAGAAGGCGUAUGAUAAAGAUCUUCCAACAGUUGCUACUUCAUUGAAUAAUCUAGGAACGAACCUCAGUCAUCUGAGCAAGCAUGAAGAAGCGCAGAAAGUUCUCAAGAGAGCAUUGGCUAUUCAAGAUGUGGCGUACGGUCAAAAUCAUCCAAAACUUGCUACUACAUUGAAUAAUUUAGGAUCGGACCUCCGUACACUGGGCAAACAUGCAGAAGCGCAGAAACGUAUCGAGAGAGCAUUGACUAUUCAAGAGAUGGCGUAUGAUCAAAAUCAUCCAGCACUUGCUCCUACAUUGAAUAAUCUAGGAUUGAACCUCAUUGAUCUGGGCAAGCAUGAAGAAGCGAAAAAAUUUCUCGAGAGAGCAUUGACUAUUCUAGAGAUGGCGUAUGAUCAAAAUCAUCCAGCACUUGCUMCUACAUUGAAUAAUCUAGGAUCGAACCUCCAUGAACUAGGCAAGCCUGAAGAAGCACAUAAUUAUUUCAAGAGAGCAUUGACUAUUCAAGAAAUGGCAUAUGAUCAAACUAAUCCGACACUUGCCAUUACAUUGAAUAAUUUAGGAUCGAACCUCAUUGAACUGGACAAGCAUGAAGAAGCGCAGAAACGUCUCGAAAGAGCAUUGACUAUUCAAGAGAGGGCGUACGGGCAAAAUCAUCCAGACCUUGCUACUACAUUGACUAAUUUAGGAUCGAACCUCAUUGGUCUGGGCAAGCAUGAAAAAGCACAGGAACUUCUCGAAAGAGCAUUGACUAUUGCUGAGAAGUCGUUCGGUCAAAAUCAUUUAAAACUUGCUUCUAUAUUGAAUAAUGUAGGAUCGAACCUCAUGUUUCUGGGCAAGCACGAAGAAGCGCAGAAACGUCUCGAAAGAGCAUUGACUAUUCAAGAGAUGGCGUAUGGUCAAAAUCAUCCACAACUUGCUACUACAUUGAAUCAUCUAGGAUUGAACCUCCAUCGUCUGAGCAAGGAUGAAGACGCGCUGAAAUGUUACGAGAGAGCAUUGACUAUUGCUGAGAAGCCAUCCGGUCAAAAUCAUCCAAUGCUUACUCGUAUAUUGUAUAGUCUAGGAAUGCACCUCCGUAAACUGGGCAAGCAUGAAGAAGCGCAGAAAUAUCUCGAGAGAUUAUUGACUAUUCAAGAGAUGUCGUAUGGUCAAAAUCAUCCAACACUUGCUACUAUGUUGAUUACUCAAGGAUCGAACCUCCGUGAUCUGGGUAAGCAUGAAGAAGCGCAGAAAUGUCUCGAAAGAGCAUUGACUAUUCAAGAGAUGGCGUACGGUCAAAAUCAUCCAAAACUUGCUACUACAUUGAUUCAUCUAGCAUUAAUGCUCAGUGUUCUCGGCAAGGAUGAAGAAGCGCAGAAUUGUUUCGACAGAGCUUCGACUAUUCAAGAGAUGGCGUAUGACCAAAAUCAUCCAACACUUGCGCUACACUGAAUAAUCUAGGAAGCGAACAUCAUGGGUCUGGGCUAUUAAAGAGAUUGCACAAUAUCAAAAUCAUUGAUAACUUGCUGAUUCAUGCAUUGAAUGAUCCUCUGAUUCAUAGAUCUAGUAAGAGUAAACCUAUUCUCGAAUACAGCAUUUUGAGGUUUAUUUGUUACCAAGAAACUAUAAACAAUCCGAAUGACAYUCAUGGUUCCACAGAUUCAUAGAUCUAGUAAGAGUAAACUCAUACUCGAAUCACCCCAGCAUCAAAGUUUAUUCGUUACCAAGAAACUAUAAAGAAUUAAAAUAAAGCUUGAUUCCUCUGAUUCAUUGAUCUAGUAACAGUAAACUCAAAUCACCUUAUUUGACGAAAAUCAUGUCAUUAACGAAGCCAAGUCCGUUGCUGAAUGUUUUAAUGAAUAUUUUGCAAGACACCAAAGAUCUCACGAUCGAUGAUAUGGACACUCACUCUAGUGUUUUAUUAAUACGUCCCACAGGCAGCACUUAAAUGAAUUUUUCUUUACUACCGUCGAUACAGAAUAUGUAAAAAAACACCCUGUAACAUUCAAAUCCGAGGAAAUCUGUUGGAAUGGAUGGCAUAUCGUCGCGCCUACUACGAUUGUCCGCCCCAAGUAUUACAGGCGAGGUUACUAAGCUUAUAAAUCACUUAAUAAUUACUUAUUCUCUGCCCAGAGAGUGGAAGAGCAGCAACAUUACACCAAUACACGAAAAAGGAAGCAAAACCGAUGAAACCAACUAUAGACCCUGUCUCCAUCUUAACCACGUUGUCCAAAGUGUUUGAGAAAGUUAUAUAUGAUCAGAUAUAUAAUGCAAUGUCUCCUCUGCUGUCUCAAAACCUAUCUGGAUAUAUGAAGGGACAUUCGUACUCUACGGCUAUUCUAAAAAUGACUAAAGACUGGCGUGCCCAUUUAAACCUAAAAGAAACUGUCGUGACUGUUGCAGUGGAUCUAAGCAAAGCAUUUGACAGUGUCAACCAUAAUCUUCUUUUGCCUAAAUUACAAGCAUACGGACUUUCAACCACGCUAUAAAGCUUCUUCACGAAUAUCUAAAAAAUCGUCGUCAGAGGGUGAAAAUAGAUGGCACAUACUCAGACUGGAGUCCAGUUACAGCCUCUGUUCGGUCCAUUACUGUUUAAUAUCUACAUGAAUGACAUCAAUUACUGUAUCCAAUAUCUCUUUAAGAUUGUAUGCUGACGAUACCACCAGUUGUGCUUCAGACGCCUCCUCAUUAGCGCUUCAAUUCAUAGUCAACAAUGAUUUGUCAGCUUUAUCUACAUGGCUGGAGCAAAAUUWCCUGUCCAUCAAUAAUACCAAGACGCAGGCGAUGUACCUUGGUCCAUCAACAUAUAAAUACGAUUCCCAAGUCAAUGGCAACGAUGUCGUAAAAAUCGAACCAACUUUAAGAAUUCUUGGCGUCACAUUGGAUAAAAGGCUUACCUUUAAGGAGCAUAUCACAGAGCAGCUCAAGAAAGUUUAUGCAAAGACAUCUGCCUUAAAACUCACGCUUUGUAUCCGUGAGCACAAUGACUCUAUUAUACAAAUCAUUUAUAGUUCCACACUUAGAAUAUUGUAGCAUAAUACUUAUUGGUCUUGGGAAAGUUCAGGACAACAGACUCGAAGAUGCUAAUUAUUAUGUUUUAAGAACACUUUUUUCAAAUUAUGAACGAAAGCUAUGAAAGUCUGUAAAAGUUAGUACGUAUGAACACUUUAAAACAUCGUAGGUAUUAUCAGGCAUUGAUCUUGAUAUAAAAUGCAUUAACUCUAUUGGUCCACACUAUAUUAAGGAUUUUCUAAAUCUAAGAGAAAUUAGUUACAAUUUAAGGGGGAAGAGAAGUAAUCUGGCUCAACCUCAUUUCAUCUCUGAAUGGAUGCAUAAGCCGUUCUCCUAUAUUAGUUAUAAGUUGUAGAAUAAGCUACCUAUUGAGGUCAGAAACUGUGGGAGUCUACAAGAAUUCAAGAGGGCUUUAAGAAAAUUAAAAUUCUUUGAAUCGUUA
This is a messenger RNA of Actinia tenebrosa (Australian red waratah sea anemone), 5289 nucleotides long. RefSeq lists its product as uncharacterized. Lineage: Eukaryota; Metazoa; Cnidaria; Anthozoa; Actiniaria; Actiniidae. The record is from RefSeq and is a predicted model, not a curated record.